AUGUGCUCGAGCUGCAACAGUGGCGGCGGGGUAUGGAAGUGCAUGUCGUGCAUUGGUUAUCCAAUCUUCUGCCCGACCUGCUGUCUCGCCGAGCACCGGCGAACACCAUUCCACCGGGUUGAGCAGUGGAACCUCGGAGGAUACUGGGAGCCCUCAUGGCUCCGUCAAGUUGGAGUUCAAUACUCUCGGCCACCGGGGCAGAGAAUGCCCCCAGCCGGCGGUUGUCGUGGAGGAUGA
Molecule: messenger RNA, 237 nt
Organism: Fomitopsis serialis
Lineage: Eukaryota; Fungi; Basidiomycota; Agaricomycetes; Polyporales; Fomitopsidaceae
Exons: 1
Coding region: 1-237 (78 amino acids)
Source: RefSeq, a predicted model, not a curated record